AUGUCUGAUUACAACAACAGUCUUCAACCUGCAGACCGUUUGCCCACGGAGGUGCUGGCGUACAUUUUCUCGUUCCUCCCCGAUAUAUACCCCCCCAUGAUCCUUUAUAACCGGUCUCUACCUCCACUCGGAUGGGUUUGCAUUCUCCACGUCUGCCAUUUGUGGAGAGAGGUUGCUCGCGGAUCUGGCAAGCUUUGGACCCGGAUCGAGACGGCAUUAGGACCGACAUGGGCAGCCGAAUUUGUUUUGCUAUCCGGGAACCAAUCCAUUAUCCUGGACAAAGCCACGCGCUCAUCGGGACGUCGAAUCCGCGAAACCAUCCUCCGAGUUCUCGAGAACGCAUCUCAAAGAUUGAGCGUCCUGCGCGCGGGCGAUACAAGAUCCGAACACUGGCGUGUCAGUGACAUACGUUGGCUCAUAGCUGCAUUGCUAGAGCACUCAAAGUCCCUGGGAAACCUCAGUACUCUGAGUCUCAAGUCACCGGAGCCUCCGGGAAUGCCUUUCCCGCAUCAGAUACUGGUAUCUGUACGGCAUGUAUUCAUCACCAGCGUGAUGGCCGGUUCCAACACCGACUGGGCAUCAUUUCCUCGCGCCUUCCAAAGCAUCCACCUCCUGAACGACGAACAUUACAUCCCUAGUGGCCUCCAAGGGCUCUUUGGUGUUGUAGGACGCUGCGAUCAGCUCCAUACUCUGGAGAUUCAAUCAUCUUUCAUGAAUACGAUGUCUAUCGAUGGUCAAAUCUCCCUGCCUGCUCUACGCUCGCUGAUAGUGAGCGGAGAAAGCCGCGCAAUUGCCACCUUCUUGCAGGCCGUGGAAGAUCUCUCGUCCGUUGUCGAGUUCAGAAGCCUCGGCUUGGGGUCCUCGCCGCUUGAAAUGUUGGCCUUUGUGUCCACCAUGAACCGUAUCGGGGCAACCAGUCGGCCAUACAACAGUCUAUGCGUCUACCAAGGAUGGCGAUCACACGAGGUCUUGGUAGUGGGAUGCUAUCCAAUGACAGACCAACCGUACGCCAUCCAGCGUGGAGAGAGUACCUUUCACGUCACCCUUCGACACGAUGUCGACGACGCGUUCGAACCCACCCUGGCGCUUGCGACCACCGUUCUUGCUCAGAUGGAUCUCUCCAGUGUGCAGAACUUGGUGCUCAAGAGUAUAUGUGCACCACCGGAGAUGUGGCACAAAUGGUUCGGCAGGGCUGUUGCGGUCGAACGCCUGGUGCUCCAAGGAGAGUAUACUCUCACCAUGCUACGCGCCCUGGCACUAGGGGACUCACAGGAGCCUCUGCGUGCUCCAGAGGAUGCAUUGCUCCCAGGCUUGCAAGAGAUUGUCACCUGGGGCGCUUCGAUGCGCUUGGAGGUUCUUGCUCCGUCCAUGGAACCCAUAUACGGUGUAGGCUUACUCAAGGACGCUCUGGUGACUCGAGCAUCGCUUGGCUGUGCGCCUCGAAGAUUGCAUCUAACUCACUGUAGUGCGGAUCUACAUGCGCUUGCUGAGUUGGUGGAGGCGGUGCCGGAAGACAUGAGGGAGUGGUCUAUGGAGUCUUUGACCCGCGAGUUGUCUCGCUCUGGAGAGUAG
Molecule: messenger RNA, 1572 nt
Organism: Peniophora sp. CBMAI 1063
Lineage: Eukaryota; Fungi; Basidiomycota; Agaricomycetes; Russulales; Peniophoraceae
Source: the annotation of a GenBank genome assembly